AUGGCACUUCACGGAGCCUUGCGACCCAAUGUGUCUGCAACGAGAAUCCAGAGCGCCGUAGCCAACCUGAACCGCGUCGGUCUGCAUGCCGCAAUCCCCGUGCUGCGCCGUCCCUGUUUCCAAACCCCGAGAUCCUCGCUCGCACUUGCCAGACUCUUGAUGCGACCCAGCCUUGAUGCAUCGGUCACCGGUCGGAGUAUAGUUACUGCGUCUUAUCUUGGUACCGGUUUGGUCUCCCUCGGCCUUCAUCGCAGAGCAUUUGGCUCCUCCAGCGGCAUCUCGCGAAACCAACUGGCAACCCUCGAGGAGUCGGCAAACAGGAACCCUGGAAAUGCCAAUUUGCAAAAUGCCUUCUACCAGCUUUUGCUGAGGGCGAACAUGCCUGGCAUCUUGGUCGAACGUUAUCAGUCUGGACGGUUUGCGACAAACACGACGACCGAAGAAGCAUACAGAAAGGCGCUCGCUGCCCUCAACGCUGGCACCAACAUGACCGCUGGCUCGGCUGCGCAGUCCUCUUUCGCGCGCGGAAACUGGUCUGGCAACGAGCAAAACUUCCCCGGUGUCGCCAAUGGCGGCAACAACCUGGCUACCAGCUCGAUGGGCGGCAAAGGCGAACCCAUCCAUGUUGUUGUCCAGGAGUCGACACGUUCGCUCAUCUUCCGCUGGGUCAAGUUCUUUGCUACCUUCGUCGUGGUCACGUACCUCUGUUUUGCUGCCGUCACCAUCCUCAUCGAGACGCUGAGCACCUUCAGACGCGGGCCGGGAGCCAAAAAUGACUCCGAGGUCAAAGCAGAGAAGCAGACGACUCGCUUUGACGACGUGCACGGUUGUGACGAGGCCAAGGAGGAGCUCCAGGAAGUUGUCGAAUUUCUUCGCAACCCCGAAAAGUUUUCGGAUCUCGGAGCUAAGCUGCCCAAGGGUGUCCUUCUCGUUGGACCGCCCGGUACGGGAAAGACGCUUCUCGCGAGGGCUGUCGCCGGUGAGGCUGGCGUCCCGUUCUUCUACAUGUCUGGUAGCGAAUUCGACGAGAUCUUCGUUGGAGUUGGCGCGAAGCGUGUCAGAGAGCUAUUCGCUGCUGCCAAGGCAAAAUCGCCAUCCAUCAUUUUCAUCGACGAGUUGGAUGCCAUCGGUGGAAAGCGAAAUCCUCGAGAUCAAGCGCACGCGAAGCAGACUCUGAAUCAGCUCCUCACGGAGCUGGAUGGAUUCGAUCAGGACACCAAGAUCAUCAUCAUGGGCGCCACUAACCUGCCAAAGCUCCUCGACAAGGCGCUCACACGACCAGGAAGAUUCGACCGCCACAUCAACGUGGAGCUGCCGGAUGUCCGUGGCCGCCUCGCCAUCUUGAAGCACCACGCGAAGAAGAUCAAGUGCGCCCCAGACGUUGACUUGGAUGCAAUCGCCGCUCGCUCCCCCGGUCGCUCUGGUGCCGAGCUUGAGAAUAUGCUGAAUCUCGCCGCGCUGCGAGCCUCUCGCUCCAGAGCCACCCUCGUGUCCAAGAAAGAUCUCGACUGGGCAUUUGACAGAAUCACCAUGGGUGCCGAACGAAAGUCGAUGGUCAUUACGGAGAAGGAAAAGGAAAUGACGGCUUAUCACGAGGCUGGCCAUGCCCUUGUUCAGCUCUUUGACAAGGAGAGCUCCAGCCAGCUUUACAAGGUUACCAUCCUGCCCAAGGGUCCCUCCCUCGGCCACACCGCCCACGUGCCGCAGAUGGACAAGUACUCUUACACGGCUGCUGAGUACAUGGCGAAUAUUCGAGUGCUUCUUGGCGGCAAGAUGGCCGAGGAACUGCGCUAUGGUGACGACAAGGUCACGUCGGGCGUGUCCAACGAUCUGGAAAAGGCCACGGACCUAAGCUUCAUGAUGGUCACCGUCUUUGGCAUGUCGGACGCACUUGGACCCGUCGAGUACGGACGUCGUUACGAGAACCUAAGCUCCGAGACGAGGUCCGUCAUCGAGGGCGAGGUCCAGAAGUCAAUGAAGAAAUCAUACGAGGAUGUGAGGAAGCUCCUGACGGAGAAGCGAAAGGAGCUUGACCUGCUGGCCGAAGCGCUGGUGCAGUACGAGACGCUCGACAAAUCAGAGGUGGAGAAGGUCAUUCGAGGCGAGAAGCUGGAGGGCCGUAAUAUCGUGCCGAGGGGGCCGUUGGUGUUGCCCAUCCCGGACGAGGUGCCCCACGCCCCCGGACUAGGUGGCCUGCCUCACCCGCACCCUCCCGAGUCUUCCGCUCCCGAGGCCCCCGUGGAAUCUUCGGGCGCAAACAGUUGA
This is a messenger RNA of Drechmeria coniospora, 2265 nucleotides long. Its product is annotated as intermembrane space AAA protease IAP-1. Gene Ontology annotation, cellular component: mitochondrial inner membrane. NCBI's taxonomy places the organism in Eukaryota, Fungi, Ascomycota, Sordariomycetes, Hypocreales, Ophiocordycipitaceae. Bases 1 to 2265 code for a protein of 754 amino acids. The record is from RefSeq and is a predicted model, not a curated record. Gene Ontology annotation, molecular function: ATP hydrolysis activity; metalloendopeptidase activity; ATP binding. The transcript has 3 exons. Gene Ontology annotation, biological process: protein quality control for misfolded or incompletely synthesized proteins; mitochondrion organization.